AUGUCGCGUUCUGGUCAACGGAUAACACUGCAAGCCCUCACACCCUUGACCAAUACAGACUCGUCUCCGCCUGCCAAGCCAGCCAGUCCACGGUCCACGAGGUCUUCAUACGAUACGAUGCACAAGACUGCCGCCUUGCGUGCAGCGCCGUCGAGCGCGCCCACCAAUGGCACCGACACCAUCACACCCAUAAACACCCCGCCCGAGACGCGGAUAUCAAUAUUUCCUUCAGAUGGCGUGCUCGGCCAACGCAUCACAUACGAUCCGCUCCUCGACUCGAAGUUGGACAAGAAGGCUCGCCAGUCGCGGCCGCCGACAUACAAACAAAUACUGGAUAAGGGCGACCCAUCUCCCCCUCCAGAUCCCCGUCUUGCCAUUGCUGGCUAUAGUACGGGUGCCUACGCGAUCAAGACUGUGGGACCAGCUGCGCCGAAGACGAAAUUGCGACUAGCGCCUUAUGUUGCAAAACCGUACUCUUUCGAUGCGCGCAUAUCUUGCGGCCCUGGGCCUGCCACGCAGGUGGUUGUGACUGGCUUCGACCCCCUGACGGCGGACGCGCAAUUGCGCGGCUUCUUCUCCACCUAUGGCGAGGUCGAGAAGCUGCAGAACCAGGUCCAUCCGGACAACGGCAGCCCUUUGGGAAUAUGUCUUAUCAAGUUCCGCGACACUGCGCCCAUGCGCAAUACACCGGCGAACAAAGCCUCGACAUCAGCGAAACGCGCAGAGCGUGAGGGUACAGGUCAGCGCAUUGGUACGGGCACGCAUCCGGUCAGGGUCCACACGGAUCGCGAAGGUAGAAGAUGCGCAAAGCUUGUGAACAUGGCGGUGCAGCAGACUCGUAAGGAGCAGGAGAAGCUGCGGGCUAAGCUGGCUGCGCAAACGGCCAAGGCCUCUGCCCCCUUGACACCGGCUGGCUUCGAUCUGCCAGCAAACGUACCUAAGGGGCCUUCCGGCAAAGGCACGCGCCCACCGAUACCGAUGCCUCGUGAGCCCUUGUCGCGCAAGGCAGCGCUUUCCUAUCUUAUCGAACGUGAGCCGAUCAAGCCCACGAUGAAGCGAACACCGUACUUGUUUAUCGCCCACCAAUACGUACCAGUGCUGAGCACCACUGUAGACCAUCUGAAGAGGCGUCUGAAGAACUUCAAGUGGAAUGCAGUUCGAUGCGAUCAGACCGGUUACUACGUCACAUUUGAAGAGUCGAAACGAGGAGAAGACGAGACUGUACGAUGCUUCCGCGAGUGUCACAUGCAGGCCUUGUUCACAUAUGUGAUGAACAUGGAAUGCAAUCAGUACGGCGACCCACAAUACGAGCGAAGCCCGAGCCCGGAGAGGGUCAUAGCGGACAAAAAGCGAAAGGCUAUUGAAGAGCGAAUUGCUGAGGAGGAAGCCGCAGACCUGGAGCUCGAGAAGAAGCAAAGGGCAGACUCGCUGGAUCCCGUCUUAGCAGCUCUUGAUCAGCUCAAGCAUGAGUUGUCAGAGAAGUUGCUUGGAGACAUCAAGACUCGCAUUGCGGGUCCUGCUUUGCUGGAUAUCAUGUCUUCAGAGCGCCAGGCCGCAAAGCGGCGAAAGCUGAACAUACAGGACCCACAGACAAAGGAGAACAGUAUGAGUCUACCUUCGAUGCUGACUCCUACGUUGGAUCCUUUUGCAGCAGCAACACCCAAAGGGCGCCAUGGAGGCUUUGGUGGGCGACGCGGUCGCAAUGCGCUUGGGCCUCUCGACCACAACAGGCGAGGAAAGAAGCCUCUUCGGGUUAUCAAUGCUUUCGCAGAUGAGCGCAGAAAGGCAUCCGCACCUAAACCAAAGAUUGCACGUGGUCUUCAUCGACAGAUGCUGGAGAUGUUCGAACCAGCAGAAGACUCGGAUGAUGAGGCUCGUAGUACACUCACACGUGGCACGGAGGAGCAAGAAAGUCGACCCAUCAGCCGCGCCCAUUCUACCGACGUCGAAGAUGAGGAGGAAUCCUCAAGAGCGCACCGCGCAAAGCGGCGACGCAUCGAAACUGGGUGGGGCGAUGACAGUGACGAAGAGAUGGACGACACACACGCUAGGAGUUUGCUUGCCCAUUGUAUUCACAAAGACCCUGAGAACAUGGCAGAGAAAGAGUUGGAACAAGUACUUGCUAUUCUUCCACGUUCUUCGCCGAUUUGGAAGAAAGCGGAUAAAGCACUCAAAGGUUUCAGGCGAUUGCGAAAGAUUGAACAAGAGGCAGACGCAAUUUUUGGGGUGGAAACACCGCCAGAAGACAAACUUGAGCCUACAGUUAUUGUCACUCAGGAUGACGAAGCUUCCAAACCCAUCGAAACCACUGAGAAGGAAGUACCUGCUCCGGCCAAGAAGGCUGUCGCAAAGCCAAAGAAGAAGAGCAAGAAGCAGCUUGAAGAGGAAGUGAAGGCUGCAAAGGCAGAGAUUACAGAAGAAGUUGCAGAAGUUGCGGAAGCCGUGGAGGAGGAGCUUGCUGAAGUUAAGAAGCCCGAACUAGUCACAGAAGUUUCUGUUGCGGAAGAAACUCCGGAUGAAGACGAUUGCAGCUCUGUCUACUGGGGUGUGUCCUCAGUCGAACCUCGGAAAACUGUGGAGGAUGAUCUCAGUGUGGUGAUGGACAUCGACGGCUGGCAACACAUGCUCAAGGAUGAAGAAGAUCUCAAGAACCUCAAAAUCGCCAUGCAGUCGAUCGAGGCUGCUAAGAUUCAAGAUGCGCAGUCCUGGGCUUGGAAGCAGAAGUCGAUCAAACACCUCAACAACUCUGGUGAGGCAGGUGUGUCACGCAAGGAGACCAAGAUCGAAGGCUACUACGUGUCCAAUCCCACUGGAUCGGCGAGAACUGAGGGUGUGAAGAAGAUUCGCGAGUCCGAGAAGUCGAAGUACCUACCUCAUCGUAUUCGCGUCGUCAAGGAACGCGAGGAACGUCAACGACGGGCGAAGCAGGAAGACAAGUCUGUCAUUUCUGUGGAGGGCUUCAAGUUCCAGACUGGUUCGCAGAAGGCAUCCACCGCCAACUCUCGCGCGAACCGUGCCAACAACCGUCGUAUGGUCAACGACAUCAACAUCUCCAAGGUUUCCGGCGCUGAAGGUGAUGCUUUGCGCUUCAACCAGCUGAAGAAGCGCAAGAAGCUCGUCAAGUUCGACCGCUCUGCGAUCCACAAUUGGGGUCUGUAUGCCGAGGAAAACAUUGCUGCAAACGACAUGAUCAUUGAGUACGUCGGUGAUAGAGUGCGACAGCGUGUCGCAGAUCUGCGCGAAGCCAAGUACGACAUGCAAGGAGUUGGUUCCAGUUACCUCUUCCGUAUUGACGAAGAUACGGUCAUUGAUGCUACCAAAAUGGGUGGCAUUGCGCGUUUCAUCAACCACAGCUGUACGCCAAACUGCACAGCGAAGAUCAUUCGAGUCGACAACUCGAAGCGCAUUGUCAUCUAUGCUUUGCGAGAUAUCAGUCAAGAUGAGGAACUUACCUAUGAUUACAAGUUCGAACGCGAGAUGGAUGCCACCGACCGUAUCCCCUGUCUUUGCGGCUCUGUUGGCUGCAAGGGCUUCCUCAACUGA
Macroventuria anomochaeta is the source of this 3543-nucleotide messenger RNA. RefSeq lists its product as uncharacterized. Gene Ontology annotation, molecular function: nucleic acid binding; histone H3K4 methyltransferase activity; protein binding. The record is from RefSeq and is a predicted model, not a curated record. Bases 1 to 3543 code for a protein of 1180 amino acids. The transcript has 3 exons. Gene Ontology annotation, cellular component: Set1C/COMPASS complex. Lineage: Eukaryota; Fungi; Ascomycota; Dothideomycetes; Pleosporales; Didymellaceae.